Photinus pyralis (common eastern firefly) is the source of this 1199-nucleotide messenger RNA. RefSeq names its product 1,5-anhydro-D-fructose reductase-like. The record is from RefSeq and is a predicted model, not a curated record. Gene Ontology annotation, cellular component: cytosol. Lineage: Eukaryota; Metazoa; Arthropoda; Insecta; Coleoptera; Lampyridae. Gene Ontology annotation, molecular function: aldose reductase (NADPH) activity.
UAAACCAGAAAAAAGUCGGCGAGACAAUCACCGAGAAAAUUUCGCAAGGUGUGGUAACUCGAGGUGACCUCUUUAUCACCGGGAAAUUGUGGAACACUUAUCACCGACCGGAAAGCGUAGAAGCGGUCCUCAGGGCGGACCUCAAAGAGAUGAACUUGGAGUACUUCGAUCUAUACCUCAUCCACUGGCCUUUCGGAUUUAAGGAGGGGGAGAGUCUCAUUCCAAGUGGACCUGAUGGUAUUGAAUACUCUGAUUAUGAUUAUACUGAAACUUGGAGAGCUAUGGAAGAAAUUUACAGCAAGGGAUUGGCGAAAGCGAUUGGUGUCAGCAAAAUUGAGCGAGUGCUCCAUAUAUGCACGGUUUCUCCAGCAAUGACUCAGGUCGAAUGCCAUCCUUAUCUCAACCAGAAGAAACUUAAAGAAUUUUGUGCCUCCAAAGGGAUUGUUCUUACGGCUUACAGUCCCCUUGGUACUCCCACUCUGGAACAGCGCAGGCAUAUGAAGAACGUCCUCGGAGAUACAACAUUAAACGAAAUCGCCAAGAAGUACAACAAAUCAGCGGCGCAGAUUGCCAUCAGAUAUCAGAUCGAAAGGGGCGUCGUCGUUAUACCAAAGUCGUUUAACAAGAAACGCCAAGCGGAAAACUUUGGUGUUUUUGAUUUUCAUCUACCGUCGGAAGACGUGGCGAAGAUCGACGGUCUAAACGAGAACCUCCGAUUCAUUACUUUCAUACCAUCAGUGAGAAGUCACAAGUUUUAUCCUUUUUCCGACAUGCAAUAAUUCUCCACCAUCAUCGAUUUCGAGAUCCGGUCACUAGAUGUUACUGUUUAAUAAAUAAAUCUGUAAAUUUCUUCGAAUUCCUAGGUAUGCUAUCUCGGAACGUCUUAAAAACUUAGUUUUAAAAUAAACCUUGGAAGUUUUUCCAAACUAAGAGCAUAAUGAACGACGUCUUUGGAAUUUUAAUCCAAAUAUCGCUUUUAUGGAAUCUACUAAUGCGACAUUUGAGCUUAAAAUUAUAAGAUCAAACGUUACCGUAGUCGUUCACAUUUAUGAUGUAGGUCACUAUGCCAUUUAUAAGCAUUAUACUUAAUAGUUGGAAAAUUUUAAUUCAAUGGGAAUCAAAAUUUUCUUUAGGAAAAGGGAAGGCAUCGCAUUAAAGUCGCCACCUAAGACUGUACGUCCUGGUUGUAGGUAGACGGA